UAAAUUAUUUAGCUGACCAUUUCAUGAAUUUUCUCGUUUCAUCGUUAACUCGUGUUUUUUAAUGUCAAUCAAACACUUUGUUAAAUUACUCAAUUCAUGUUUUGCACAAUUUAUCAAUCCAAUCCGCCUUUCAAUAUUUACAAGGAAAAUUUUGUUUGAACUUAUAAUACGUAUAUGGGGAUGGCUUGAAGCAUGCCUAUUCAAAGCCGACUACUGGAGAAAUGUUCUCUUUUUCGAUCCAGUUACUACAGCGACCGCAACGACAGCAGCAAAAGCAUCAGAAUCAUCGAGAUGAUUGAAAUAUUCGCUUUAUUGCAAACAAGACGCUUGAUACAUUGUCCUAUUCUGAACACCUGACAGCUGUUUGUGAAAUCAAAAUUUACUGAAAAUGUUGAUUAGUUGUAAAGAAAUAUUAUUUUGCAACUGAUUUAUUCUGAAAUAAUCAAAAGAUGCAAAUAAUUUCAGG
Messenger RNA from Trichobilharzia szidati, 466 nucleotides. The record is from the annotation of a GenBank genome assembly. Lineage: Eukaryota; Metazoa; Platyhelminthes; Trematoda; Strigeidida; Schistosomatidae.